This is a messenger RNA of Brenthis ino (lesser marbled fritillary), 1653 nucleotides long. The record is from the annotation of a GenBank genome assembly. NCBI's taxonomy places the organism in Eukaryota, Metazoa, Arthropoda, Insecta, Lepidoptera, Nymphalidae.
AUGGCUACGCAAAGAUUUUGCUUACGGUGGAAUAACCACCAGACCAAUAUGUUGUCAGUGUUUGAUCAGCUUCUACACGCAGAAACAUUCACUGACGUAACGCUGGCUGUAGAAGGCCAAUUGCUUAAAGCACAUAAAAUGGUUUUAUCGGCUUGCAGCCCCUACUUCCAAGCCCUUUUCGUAAAUCACCAAGAGAAACAUCCCAUUGUUAUUUUGAAGGAUGUUCCAUACUCUGACAUGAAAAGCUUACUGGACUUUAUGUACAGAGGUGAAGUCAGCGUCGAUCAAGAAAGAUUGACCGCUUUCCUGAAAGUAGCAGAGAGUCUAAGAAUAAAAGGACUCACUGAAGUAAAUGAAGAGAAAUGCGAUAUACCUGCUUUAACUAACUCGUUAAUUCAGCAGCAAAAUACCAACACAACUGCACACACACCGCCGCCACAGUUGCAUAGAAUACAUCCGUACAUGCAUCAAAAAAGGCCUGCAUCCGGCAUCCCUAGCGGAGGCGCGCCCCCUAAUUUACUAAUGCCUUUAUUGGGCAAUGCUUUAAUGCAACCGAAGCGAAAACGAGGUCGACCCAGAAAACUAAGUGGAAGCUCUAGUGACGCCCUGAAUACAGCCGCCAGUCCACCGGGUGAAUUUAUCCCAGAAUCUGCAUCGCAUACGUCUUCAAAUAGAGCGGGAGAUCAAUUACUUCGUGGCUCCCCGGAAAUGCUGGAAGUCAAAAUGUCUAUGGAUGGGUUUAAUGCUGAAGAUGGGGCAACGUCAGGAGGUGAAGAUGGUGGUGAAGCGCUAAUGAUUGACGAGGGUGAUGAUACUCAGUCAAAUGAGGCUCCCACAUCAGGAAAAGAUUCAGAAUCUGCAGAUAAUGACAAAGCGCAAAAAGAGGAAACUCACCAAAAUUUUCCAACAAACGGUCCCGUAUUAUCGAUUGAGAAUGGAUCUAUUAAACAGGAGCCUAAUUCUGAAUUUACCGAUGAUUAUAAUGAGCCGAUCGAAUAUAAGUACAACCCAGAUAGAAGCCGUGAAAAUUCUAACUCUCGGGAGGGUCCCAUAAAAGAUGCAGAUGAAAAAACAAGACUAGGUCGUAAUCUAAAGCCAAAGAAUAGUAAAAAAAUACUUCCCCAAAUGUCUAAAUUUAGAGCUCGAAGCCUGUUUAAUCAGCUUUCUGGCCUGUCUAACUUGAAUCCCGCCCUCAACAGCUUUGAUAAGUUCCCUCCUGAAACUGUUCUCAUGCCUGCUCUCGCUACUCAAUUGUUUGCUGCUGAAUUAGAGCAAAGUAAUUUAAAUAUGACAAGCAACGAAGUAUCUGAUUUAGCGCAAACUAAUUGGGAACAUCGCAUAUUUCCCUCACCUAUUAGGAAAAAUAACAUAGGUAACGUUGGCAACUACCAUGAAGAGACCAACGAAUCCGUAAGGGACUAUUGCAUUAAGGAAGGCGAAAACGUUUUCAGGUGCAAAAUUUGUGCCAGAGUUUAUACUCAUAUCAGCAACUUCUGUCGACAUUAUGUCACUUCUCACAAAAAAGAUGUCAAAGUUUUUCCUUGUCCCAUUUGUUUUAAAGAGUUUACUCGGAAGGACAAUAUGAUUGCCCAUCUUAAAAUCAUACAUAAAAAUCAGCCGAAUGCCAAUGAGCAAACGGCAAAGCAGGAGUCU